Molecule: messenger RNA, 984 nt
Organism: Cavia porcellus (domestic guinea pig)
Lineage: Eukaryota; Metazoa; Chordata; Mammalia; Rodentia; Caviidae
Gene: Gemin6
Product: gem nuclear organelle associated protein 6
Exons: 3
Coding region: 257-790 (177 amino acids)
Biological process (GO): spliceosomal snRNP assembly; spliceosomal complex assembly
Cellular component (GO): nucleus; SMN complex
Source: RefSeq, a predicted model, not a curated record
UCAAAUCCUCUUCCCUAGCAGCGUGGCCGCUGAGUACCUAGUGAUGCAGAGUUCCUCCUGCUUUUUUCUUUACUUAUCAAGAUUAGUCGUUAAGUAGCACUUGGUUUGAAUACCGCUGUAAGUAUUGUACGCCACAGAUCAGAACUCUAGAGCUUUAGCUGCAGCCCCUUUGCGCAGCCUCCAGAUUUUACGAGCACAUGGUCCCAAAUCGGAGCCCUGUCCCGCGGAGACACCUAGAUUUAGCCACCUGGCAACCAUGAGUGAAUGGACUAAGAAAAGCCCCCUAGAAUGGGAAAAGUACGUUUAUAAAGAAGUCAAAGUACUAGCAAGUGAGAAGAAGGAGUAUAAAGGAUGGCUUUUAACUACAGACCCGGUCUCUGCCAACAUUGUCCUUGUGAACUUCCUUGACGAUGGUGGCUUGUCUGUGACGGGAAUCAUGGGACAUUCAGUGCAGACCGUUGAAAUUGUGGAUGAAGGGGACUGCAGAGCAAGAGAGAAGCUGGUGCGCUUGUUCACGUCUGGAGACUGUGAAGGGUACAGCCCUGAGGACCUGGAAAAGAGAAAGAGCAGCCUGAAGAAGUGGCUGGAGAAGAACCACAUCCCCAUCACUGAGCAAGGAGAAUCCCAGAGGACUCUCUGCGUGGCUGGGGUCUUGACUGUAGACCCGCCGUACUGUCCAGAAAACUGCAGCAGCUCUAAUGAGAUCAUUCUGUCCCGUGUUCAGGAUCUUAUUCAAGGACAUCUUGCAGCUUCCCAAGGAGAGGCCGAGAGCUGUGGGCACACUGAUUAAAAUCGGCUUCAUUUCUUUGUUUCUUCGUCAAAAUGUUAUGAAUGUAAGCCAUUCUGUUACAGGACUUCAAAGGUGCUUGAGUGUUGUGUGUAUGGUUUAAUUUUUUGUUGUUUUGGUAAAAUCAAGGAAGGAGCAUCACAUGCAAUGAAGUUAACAUAGGGAAUUUAAAAUAUUAAAGAUUUUUAUUUUUAUUA